This is a messenger RNA of Sporothrix schenckii 1099-18, 993 nucleotides long. RefSeq lists its product as uncharacterized. NCBI's taxonomy places the organism in Eukaryota, Fungi, Ascomycota, Sordariomycetes, Ophiostomatales, Ophiostomataceae. The coding region runs from base 1 to 993 and encodes 330 amino acids. The record is from RefSeq and is a predicted model, not a curated record. The transcript is spliced from 2 exons.
AUGCCGUCCGCAACUACACCGUCUGCCUCCACCAAGGAGAUUAGCAGCUUCAAAAUUCAAAACCCCGGCGGCGACUGGCGUGAUGAACUCGAAAAGAAGGGCUACACGGUGGUCCGCGGCGUAAUCACCCCGGAACGCGCACAGUACUACCAGCAGCAGGCCUUCCAAUGGCUGCAGACGUUCGACCCAGACUUUGACCCCAAGGACCCGACGACGUGGUCCGAGGAGAAGCUGCCGCUGCAGACGGACAAGAACACGUACGAGCACUACAGCGUGAUCCACGAGCGCUUCAUGUGGGAGGCGCGCCAGGAGCCCAAGCUGAUUGAGGCGUUUGCGCAGCUCUGGGGCACCGACGAGCUGCUGGUGUCGUUUGACUCGCUCAACGUCACGCUGCCCAACUUCAAGCCGCCGCGCGCGCCGUGGCCGCACGUGGACCAGGCGCCCCGCAAGCGCGGGCUGCACUGCAUCCAGGGCAUUUUGAAUCUGAGCCAGGCGGGGCCCGACGACGGCUCGCUGUGCGUCAUGGACGGCUCGGCGGCGCUCGUGGAGGCCUUCUUUGACGAAGAGACCGACCCGGCCGACUGGGCGAUGCGCGACAACCGCUACUUUUCCGCGCAGGACAUGGCGUGGUUCACCGCGCGCGGCGUGCGGCCCGUCCGCGUCGAGGCCGCGCCGGGCGACCUGAUCCUCUGGGACUCGCGCUGCAUCCACUGGGGCGGCGAGCCCACGGCCGCCAGCACCACGAUCCGCACCGUGAUCUACGCGGCGUACGCCCCGGCGUCGCUCGCCUCGCCAGAGGCCCUGGCCGAGAAGCAGCGCGUCUUCCAGGCGCACGGCGGCACCACGCACUGGCCGCACACCAACAUCAAGCUGCGCGAGCUGGCGGCGCGGCUGCCGGACGGCACGCCGGACCCGCGGCACCGCGAGAAGCCGCUGCAGCCGGCCGAGCAGACGGACAAGCUGCUAAAGCUGGCGGGCGUGAAGGCGUAUUGA